Tachysurus fulvidraco (yellow catfish) is the source of this 4956-nucleotide messenger RNA. It is a transcript of the gene flrt1b, whose product is annotated as fibronectin leucine rich transmembrane protein 1b. NCBI's taxonomy places the organism in Eukaryota, Metazoa, Chordata, Actinopteri, Siluriformes, Bagridae. Gene Ontology annotation, molecular function: protein binding. The record is from RefSeq and is a predicted model, not a curated record. The coding region runs from base 1077 to 3242 and encodes 721 amino acids. The transcript is spliced from 3 exons.
GAAAGCGUUCACUUAGAACGUGUGGACAUCUUCAAGUAGAAUAUGUGGAAACUUUCACUUGGAAUGCAUGGACACUCUUGCAUGGGUACUUGCAUGCAUUCACACAGCAUGCAUCCGUGUGUGAACCUUAGAAUGUGGCCCUGUCCUCUGCAUCAGGGCUGAAAGCGUGACUUUGGACACUCACCAUGUCCGUGGACACUAAACUAAUAACAAACUUUGGUUUGCAUUGGUUAUAAAGGUCUAUAAGGCUUGUGCAGGAUGACAACCGUAUUCGGUUUGUAGUUUUCUUAUCGUUAGGACAGUGGCUUGGAUUCUAAGUCUAUUUUUCCCCCUCUAUUGGCACACAGAACGGUUUGAGUCCACUGAGGAGACGGAGGGGUGGAGCGCGCGCAGAGCGGAGCGAGCGCAGAGCGUUUGUGUGACAGAGAGACACAGCAGAGCGCGAUAGCCUGUGCGCGCGGCACUCACCACAGACCGGCGCGUGCCACAAGCGUUUUAACGGCUUUUUAACGGAAAGCGUGUCGUUCCACAAAAACUCUCGAGAGAACAAACGGAUCGAAACGGAGAGAAAUGGACGACUGAUACACAGGUGAUGGCUUCUCAAAAUUGAUGCAAGCAGUGGUUCCGUCCAUCACCAUGUGAUAUACAAUCAGAAUGAUGACAAUGCCUCUGGAUGAACGGAGACUUCAACUCAAAACAUCAGCUUCAGGUUCUUUUCGUUUUGGAAGUGGUGACAAACAGUGACAGCUUUGACUGUUUAAGACCGCAACCGUUUUUCUGAAUGGAGUUAUCCUUGCCUCUGUGCCUAUAUUUUACAAUAAUCCUACCAGUAAUGUCUGCAAUGGCCAUCUGUCACUGAAGUGACAGGAAAUCCAAUAGAACUGAAGAUUUUAACACAGUCUUAUCUCAUUGCUGAUCAACCAUCAGUUGUAUACACACACACUCAUACCCUACUACUCACACAAAAAAGGACCACCAAACUCACUCAAGGAGGUCCAAAACUUGGUGGCAGGAAAAAAGAAUCCGCCAAAAAAGUUUCCAAAGGAGUUGUGCUGAUUGCAGGAUACUGAAAGACCAUGGCAGCUGAAAGUGUAAUUGAGCUCAGGGACUGGCUGUUCCUGCUUCUCCUUUGCCUGACUUUAUUGGUGGAAGUGCUGGAAUUUGCAGCAGCAACAGCUGCCAUCACCGAAGCAGCACUUGGGGAGGCAGAGCUUCAGGGUGAUGUUCCAUGUCCAUCAGCAUGUAGGUGUGAUGAUGGCUUUAUUUACUGCAAUGACCGUGGAUUGAGCAUCAUACCACCUUUGCCAUUAACAGCAGCUGUGCUCUAUUUGCAAAAUAAUCGCAUAAAUAAUGCUGGCCUACCAACCUCUUUAGAAAGGCGAAUGACUGUUCAAGUAGUUUAUCUUUAUGACAAUGAACUUGAUGACUUUCCAACACAUCUGCCUCCAUCACUCCGUGAACUGCACCUUCAGGACAACAACAUACGAACUUUGCCUCGUUCAGCUCUUGCACGUUUACCCUUGCUAGAGAAACUCCACAUGGAUGAUAAUUCGAUUUCAACCGUAAGCAUUGAAGACAAAGCUUUUGCAAAUAAUCCACGACUACGACUUCUCUUCUUGUCACGCAACCACCUUUCAAGUAUACCAUCAGGAUUGCCAUCAUCACUAGAGGAGCUCAGAUUGGAUGACAAUCGAAUUUCUACAAUUCCAACACAUGCAUUCAGGGGACUUACCUCACUAAGACGUCUUUUUCUUGAUGGGAACUUGUUGGCAAAUCAACGUAUAGCUGAUGACACAUUUUCACGACUAUCUAAUUUAACAGAGCUCUCUUUGGUACGCAACUCUCUUCAGUCACCACCCUUAAACCUUCCUAGCAUGCACCUUCUUAGACUAUACCUACAGGAAAAUGCUAUGACUCAUAUGCCAAGAGGUUCAUUGGAUGGCAUGCAUAGGCUGCAGAAGCUUGAUUUGUCAGGCAACAACCUGACAACUCUUCCAAGGGGUUUAUUCAGGGACUUGGACAGCAUCUCUCAGCUACUUCUGCGUGGGAAUCCCUGGUAUUGUGGCUGCAACCUCCGCUGGCUCCAUGACUGGUUGCAUAUCCGAGGUUCGUCAGUAACAGUGAGGGGUCUAACAUGCCAUGGACCAGAAAAAGUUAGGGGCAAAUCACUUAGGGACCUCACAAGUCAAAUGGAACAAUGUGAGGCAGGUUUGGAUUUACCUGGAGGAGUUGGAGGAUCAGUGGGAGGUGAUGGGCCUAAAAGAGACAAAGGGGAUUCUUCAACUGAAACCCCAACCACAACAACCCUCACUCUUCCCCAGGGUUCUCUCUUCACACUCAGGUCCAGACGACCCGUACACAGAUACCCUGACUUGAGACAGGACAAUUCUGCAGAGGGUGAAGGUGAGGAUGUUGGUAAAACAUUGUUGAUCAGUGUAAAGCCUUUAACUCCAGAGACAGCCCAUAUUACAUGGCAGGCUGCUCAACCAGCUUCAGCGUUCAGGCUAUCCUGGCUAAGACUAAGCAGUAACCCAGCCAUGGGAUCAAUUACAGAGACACUUGUCCCCGGAGACCGCCGAGAGUAUUUACUCACUCAGUUACAACCACGGUCAAGUUAUAUUAUUUGCGUGGUGCCUCUUGUUGUCAAUAAAGGAAGAAGGACACCAUUUACAGGAACAGGGGGGUUGAAUUCGAACACUGACUCAGAGCAUGAACACCCUGCUUGUGCCAGAACAGAGACAGCAGACCUUCAGAUUCAGCCUAGAGCUGAUCAAGGUCAGGGUGAUCAAGGUACAGAUGAAUUUACUGUCUUACCCCUUGCAGGGAUUAUAGGAGGGGUGACUGCAUGUGUUUCUCUGUUCUUAAUUUUUGGGAUUUUCUGCUGGUAUGGACAUCGGGCUGGGUAUCUUACAGCUGAUGAUCAUACUGUCUAUGCGCGUGACGUUGUUGGGCCUCGUAGUGCUGUCAAGCAUUAUGAUGACUAUGUAGAAUCUGGUACCAUUAAGGACACUUCGAUCUUAGAGAUCGGAACACCUGGUUUCCAGAUGACGCCGUUGGCGGCCCAACAGCCCCUGCAGCCAAAGGCAAAAGUUGAGGACAUGACAUAUAUUCAUACUAUUUUUCCCUCGAAUAAUACAACCCUUUACAGGAGCACCCUAAACCACACAGCAAAUCCAAGCUAUGGAACAAACCGUGGAUACAGAGAAGGUGGAAUACCAGAUAUAGAUUAUGCUUACACGUGAUAGUCUUUGUAAUAUCCCCUAAGUUUUCUGGCCACUAUCUUUAAGACAAAGUAGCUGAGUAGGGCUUUGUUCAUUGUCUUAGGUUCCAAAGUAGGGGUGUGCCAACUCUGAUGUAGUCUAUCAUUUAUAUCCAAAAUAAUCUCAUAACUUUAAAAUGCUUGUUUUGAACAUAUUAAAUCAAACAGGUAAUUACACAACUGCAUAAACAGGUUGUAGAAACAAUCCAUGAAAUCCAGUGGUCUCCAAAUCCAGUUAAAACCAAAUUUGUUUCCCAAACCACUCAAGGUACAAAAACAAAAACAGAUCUUUUGAGUUUGAAUAUAUUUAUUGAUUUAUUAGGGUUAUGUGAUAUGUCUCAUUAUGAACACAUAAUUUCUAUUAGACAAGAUUACCAAAUGGCCUCAUUUCCAUACAGUCAUAAAGCAGGUUUUCACAUGGCACACCCCUAAUCCAAUGUACCCUUUUGUGCCUCCUUUGGUCUGUUUCCAGUCUAUCUGUAAACCGUUACAAUUUGGGACAAUGAUUCCCUGGGAAAAAAAAUCUAGAACAACAAAUAAGUGCCAGAGAUACCAUUCUUGGUAUUGAUAUUAUUUAACAUUGAAGGUUUGGGGAACUUUUAUAUUUUUUCAUACCUGUUUUCUCCUUGAGCUAAGUCAUGUUAAAGAAACAUAACAGUAGCAUUAAGAUAAUGUUAUCCUGUGGAACCAGGUGUGUAUAGUUAUAACUUUACUACCUGUACUGUGUAUGAGCGAAGGAAAUGGGUGCCUUUCAUUUGCUGCCAACAUCAACUAUGACAAAUUAACAAAAACCUUUUUUUGUUUGUAAUUCAGAUUAUAGGUUCUUACUAUUCCCAUUACCCCCUUUCUCUCUUUAGAUUUUCUCUGGUGUUGUAUUUUUUUUAUGCUGUGCAAUGACUUUAUUCCCAGCCCAAAAAGCUGACAAAGGUGAUAGAUGUUUUACUAUUAUUCCGGUUUCUUUCUUUUUAUUGUGUGGGUGCCAGGAAAACUGAAAAAAUGGUUUCAUGGUUUUGUGCUUGCUAAGAAAUUAGUCUUUAAAAAAGUUAUUUCAAAAUGAGGGUGAUAUUUUAAAAACCAGAGCUUAAAAGAAGCUAGAUGAGAUGUUCAAAAGGGGAAAAGGCUAUUCAAAGACAAUCAUGCGAGUAAGACAUCUCUCUCAAACUGACAGCCUGACACAGAUAAAGCAGUCAAUUUGGUACUAACUUAAUCCAAGCUAAUGGGAAGAGGAUAUCGAUAGAGAACCACUGUCUGGAGAAUAACAUGAGCACUUAAUCCAAUAAAGGCCAUGAAAAGUAGCCAGUGGACAUUUCCAUGACUCUAACUAUGUCACCAUGAAAAACCACUAAUAAAAUCCAUCCAUGCCCUUAAGGUACUGACAAUAGAAAUCAGGUACAAAUAGAAAAGUAACAUUUACAACACUGUGGACCUCUGCAACUUUUGUAUAAGUAAUGGAAUGUGGUAAAGAAUGCCGUCAUUCUUUUUAAAAGGUUAAGGAGAAUCUUAUACCCAAAUUAACUGGUAGAAACUGGAAGCAUUGAUUGUAAAGAUGGAGUGUUAGUAAUGUCAGCAGAAUAGUAUAUAGUCCCUUUAAUUUUCCUGCCUUUUAUGAUGCAUUUUGAAAGUGAAAUAUCUGAAUAAAUAGCAAAUCUGUCACUUUUUCUCUGCAGUAAAUAAUAAACAGCUUGUUUUUUCCCAUC